UGCUGCUAAUUAGCGUUUUUUGGGAAGUUGCUGUGUUUCCGCGUGAGCCGGAUGAAGCGGUUGAGCUUCGCGCGCCAGGAGUCGUUGAUCUGAUCCCGGUCGGGGGUAGCAGCGAAGGCCGCUCGCCUCGUUUGUCCCGCACCCGUGCAGCCGCCGCCGCCGGGCGACUCGCCUCCACAUGCACAGGCACCAGGAGCAGCGAUGCCGUUCUCCUCAGCGCGGCGACAAGUUCCAGCGGAAAAAGCUGUUAGGAAAUUCGGGCGCCUCCAACAGGGAGGCUGCCCUCUGGCCGCAACGCGAAGAAGCAGAAGGAAAAAACAAAUUUAACAUGAAUAUCAAAAUGUUGACUGAUGAUGUGCUGGAUAAAUUUGCAAGUAUUCGAAUUCGAAGCAAGCGCGGUAGAGCACCUCUUCCAAAUGUUAAACAGCCUCAACUUCCUAGGAAUGAUUGGUCUGGAGUAUCCUCCGAAAAUGAAAACUCAAAUCAGCUGCCAGAAAAGGAAGUUAUUUUACUGUUUGAAAGAAUGAUGGAAGAUAUGAACUUAAAUGAAGAUCGAAAGGUUCCUCUGCGCGAGAAGGACAUUGAUACGAAAAGAGAAAUGGUUGUCCAGUACAUUGGUGCAUCUUCAAAUACCAGUGGUUUGAAAAACAAGCAGUACAGUGCUACAUUACCCCAUGAGUUCAUCUAUGAGCUAAGAAUGGCUGCUGGAGAUGAAAGACUUCUUGCUUCUCUGGAAUCGCUUCGUGUUUCAUUGACCAGCAAUACUGUCAGUUGGGUUGAAAGCUUUGGAAAUGAAGGUUUGGGUCAGCUGUUGGAUGUCCUGGAGAAAUUGCUUGAUAAAAAGCAUAAAGAAAAAAAUGACUUCAAGAGUCAACAUAAAGUGAUUCAGUGUUUGAGGGCAUUCAUGAACAAUAAGUAUGGAUUGGAAAGAAUCUUGGGUGAAGAGCGAAGUAUAUUCCUGUUGGCCAGAGCUAUUGAUCCCAAGCAGCCGAACAUGAUGACCGAUGCGGUCAAGCUUCUAUCUGCUAUCUGUAUUGUUGGAGAAGAACAUAGCCUUGAAAAAGUUUUAGAAGCCAUAACUACAGCAGGAGAAAUAAGAAGAUGGGAAAGAUUUUACCCCAUUGUGGAAGGUCUACAUGGCACUUCUGUGCAAUUACAGGUGGCAUGUAUGCAACUCAUAAAUGCACUUGUGACCACUCCUGAUGAUUUAGAUUUGAGAAUGCACAUUCGUAAUGAGUUUGCACGCUGUGGUCUGAAAGAUCUACUUCAAGAGUUAGCAUUAAUUGAAAAUGAUGCAUUGGAUAUUCAGCUGAAAGUAUUUAAUGAGCACAAAGAAGAAGAUAUGGUUGAGUUUUCACAUCGGCUAGGAGAUAUUCAAUCUGAAUUAGAUGACAUAAAUGAUGUGUAUAGUCUGCUAUCUAACACAGUGAAGGACACAGAAGCUGAAAGUUACUUCCUGUCCAUUCUUCAACACAUGUUGUUAAUCAGGAAUGACUAUUUUGUCAGACCCCAGUAUUUUAAGAUAAUUGAAGAAUGUAUUUCCCAGAUAGUGUUACACCGCAGUGGGAUGGAUCCUGAUUUUACUUACCGCAGACGAUUGGAUGUAGAUUUUGAACAUCUCAUAGAUGUUUGUGUUGACAAAGCAAGGGUGGAUGAAUGUGAACAAAUGGUUUCAGAAUUGACUAGAAAGUUUGAUGAAGAAUCUACAGCCCGGCAAGAGGCACAGGCUCAAAUGCAAAAGAAGGAAGAAAAAAUCAAUCAGCUUGAAGCCGAAUUGAAGAGUCUCAGAGCUCAGCUGACAGGAUCACCAGUAAAUGUACUGGCUGCAAUGUCCAGUGCAGAAGGUGUAGUCACAAAAGAAAAUUCUUCAUGUCAGAUUGGAGUGCCACCAGCAGGACCAGGAGUCUUUCCUCCCCCUCCUCCUCCUCCUCCACCACCACCACCGCCCCCACCUCCACCACCUCCUCCGCUUCCAGGAUUUGCAGACGGACAGUGCUCUUCAACUUCUCUUUCACUGCCACAUGGAUUGAAAGCGAAAAAGGACUUCAAACUGGAUAUUAAUAUGAAAAGAAUCAACUGGUGUAAGAUCAGACCAGUUGAAAUGCCGGAGAACUGUUUCUGGAUAAAAGCAAAUGAAGACAAAUAUGAAAAUCCUGACCUGUUUGCUCAGAUUAGUGUAACAUUUGGUGCACAGAAACGAGAUGAAAAAGAUGAAUAUCAGGAGAGAAAAAACAUGAAGAAGAAAAUUAAGGAGCUUAAGGUCUUAGACCCAAAGAUAGCACAGAAUCUCUCUAUUUUUCUUGGAUCUUUCCGGAUGCCUUAUGAGGAAAUUAAAAAAAUUAUUUUGGAAGUAGAUGAAGACCAAUUGACUGAGUCCAUGGUCCAGAAUUUGCUGCACCAUCUACCAGAACAGGUGGUUACCUUGGCACGUUUCAAGGACGAUUACAAUAAUUUGUCAGAACCAGAGCAAUUUGGAGUAGUGAUGAGCAGCAUCAAGAAGCUGCGUCCACGACUGAAUGCUAUUUUAUUCAAGCUUCAGUUUGAAGAGCAGGUAAAUAACAUCAAACCUGACAUUAUGGCUGUCACUACUGCUUGUGAGGAGAUAAAGAAGAGCAAGAACUUUGGCAAGAUGCUGGAGCUGGUGUUGUUGAUUGGAAACUACAUGAAUGCUGGGUCUCGUAAUGCUCAAACAUAUGGCUUCAACAUCACCUUCCUGUGCAAGCUGAAUGAUACCAAAUCAACAGACCAGAAAAUCACAUUUCUGCAUUUCCUAGCACAAGUUUGUGAGGAGAAGUAUCCAGAUGUUUUGAAGUUUACAGAUGAUCUACAAAAUGUGGACAAGGCUGCAAAAGUAUGUGCAGAAAACUUGGACAAGAGCCUUAAGCAGAUGGAGAAACAGCUUCAACAGCUUGAAAAGGAUUUGGAAACUUUUCCUCCAGCAGAGGACAUGCAUGACAAGUUUGUGACAAAAAUGUCCAGCUUUGCCAGAUAUGUCCACGAAGUGUACCAGAAACUGGCCAACAUGCAUGAGAACAUGGAGAAGCUUUACCUUGAUUUGAUGCGCUAUUUUGUUAUCAAUCCAAAGAAAGUCACAAUAGAGGAAGUUUUUAAUGAGAUCAGUAACUUCAGAUCCAUGUUUUUGCAAGCUUUUAAAGAAAAUGUGCGGCAGCGAGAGGUAGAAGAAAAGCUGAGGCGUGUCAGGAUGAACAGAGAGAAGGCAGAGAAGGAAAAGCAGGAGAGACAGAAAAGGAAGCAGCAGCUGCUGGAGAAAAAUUCAGAGGGUGAUGAGACAGGAGUGAUGGAUAGCCUGCUGGAGGCGCUACAGUCGGGUGCUGCUUUCAGAGAACGAAGGAAGCGGACACCAAGGCCUAAAGAUACUCGGCAGAGUACAAGCCCGAAUUCACAAUGUUCUGUUUUGAAGACAUGGAACCAAGAAAAUCAAAAGGCUCAAAUGGAAAGGUCACGUUCUCGCCAGAAUAUCCACUUAAAUACAACAAGAAUUCCGUUCAGCAAGGAGCUCAGUUAUGAAGUAGAGGCUCAUUCAUCUAGCACAAGGAGCAAAGUGGCCAGCAGAAGAGAUGGACAUGCUUGUUUAGACAUGAGGGAGAAAGAACUGAAAGCUAUUAGUUCCAGUGCUAAGGGUGCUGCUGUUCCUGAAGUAGAAGCACUUUUGGCUCGGUUACGUGCUCUGUAGAGCCAAGAUCAACACAGAUGUAAUUCUGCAGUCAUACUCAGGUCACUAUGAGACCAAGCCAAUGGAUCCUGUCAGAUACAAGUCCUCAAGCUCUUGGUGUAGCACUUUGUGAAUUGAGAAAGCCAGUAAUGAUUGAAAUUGAGAUUAAGGAACAGAAGCUAUUUUUCAGUAUGGUGAAGCAAAGCUGCAAGACCCUGUGCCUGCAAUUAUAUAUCUCAUUUAUGUGGAAAUUUACUGAUCCAAAUUGUCUUCCAUUUUCCUUACUAUUGAUACAGUAUCCUGCCUCUAAAUCAGGUGAUGCUUCAACUAUUUUCAAUUUGUAAAGUAACAUAGCCAGUGUGUUUGGAGAAAAUCAACAAGACAUCAGAUUGGGAUGUUUAUAUAAAUGUAAAACAUCACAUAAACAUUUCUCAAAUCAGUUUUAAUAUUAAUCACCUUUUAAAUCAGAAAUACAAGAUGUCUUUCAACUGCAGUAGUGAAUUCUUCAAUAUAUAAUAGGCAGAGAUUAAAUAUGGAACUAACUCAGUACCCACUGUGUGAACAGAGAUAUUUUGAUCAUUCCAUUAUUUGCAUCACACUGAAAUAUAACUUGUUUUUAACAAUGCUAUACCAGGCAAAUACUCAUAGAAGAUAAUAUAAAUUAUACCAAGCUUCCUUACCACCUAUCGCAAAAAUAAUUGUUUUAGAAAAUACACUACAGUUUGUGGUGUGUUUAGCGGCAUAUUACAAUGACAUUGUUUAUGUACCAAAGAAUAUAUAAACGUCAUAAAAUAGAAUUUAAAACAUUAUAUAUAACAUAUGUAGAACUGUUUUCUCUAUAAUAUUCAUGUAUACAUCUACAUAUAUAUUAUUUAUAUUCAUUUAUGUCACAUGAUUGUUUAGAUCCGGGGUUUAGAACCUCGGGUCCACGGAUCACUUGCUUAAUGAUAUUGUUCCAUAGCAUAUAAAAGAUAGGGAACCCCUGGUUCAGAUUGACUGUUAGAGCAACGUUUUAUUUUAUGAUACUUUUAUUCUUUGAAACAAAAAUGCAUAAGUAUCAAAGCGAUCUGGUUACACACAGUGUAAGAUAGUGCUCACCACCAUUGCAUCUUUACAGUAAUAGCUAUUGAUUAGAAUUUGAUGUAUGUUAAUUUGUUAUCCAUAUAUUCUGAAUGAGCUAUUUAUCACAUCUGAAUAUAUAGAUGUCAUCCUAUUUUUAUAUUCAUUUGCUUCAUGCUCUUCCCAAUUUUGCAUAAGCUGUUGUUUUCCAUUGCAAGUAGGCUGCUUAUCCCUCCUUGUAUUGUCAAAUCACUUUCAGCUGGCUGCCUUCACUUUUCAGAUCAGCGCUGAUAGGAAGAAAAUAAUACCUUUGCAUAUAUUAUACAACAUAAUAAAGGUCACUGAAUGUAUGGCAGAAAACUUGCCUUUUAAGUUUGGGUUUAUUUGAGCCAAUGAUUUACUAGAACUAACAUUUAACCACACACGUCUGUUAUUCAAUAUACAUAUCUAUUGUUUUAUACCUGAACACUGCAGAUUAAUGAAUGUAUUCAUAGCCAAAAUCUACUUCAAACUAUAGUUUGUACAAAAUUAUGUAACUCUUUCAGUGAUUGACAUUGCAAAUAACUUGCACAAGGUAAUUUAAUAUUUACAGAUUACACCAACACUUUGUGCUGUAAAACAUAUAUAAAUGUAUUAGUAAGUUUCUUGCUUAUAAAAUUUGUAUCUGCUCUAUAGCAGAACAGAAUUAUUAGACAUUUAUAUGUUCCAAUAAGGGCAAUAUUCACUUUGUUAUUACGCUUGCUGGUCUGACUUACUGUCUUAAUUCCUCAAUGUAAUGGGUAAUAGAUCAUUUAGUUGAUAAAGGAAGAGGGCUUAUUAAGUAGAAUUGAAAUAUUUCUUUAAUAAAAAUU
This is a messenger RNA of Hypanus sabinus (Atlantic stingray), 5583 nucleotides long. RefSeq names its product protein diaphanous homolog 3-like. Lineage: Eukaryota; Metazoa; Chordata; Chondrichthyes; Myliobatiformes; Dasyatidae. Gene Ontology annotation, cellular component: cytoplasm; actin filament. The transcript has 28 exons. Gene Ontology annotation, biological process: actin filament polymerization; actin cytoskeleton organization. Bases 179 to 3694 code for a protein of 1171 amino acids. Gene Ontology annotation, molecular function: microtubule binding; actin binding; small GTPase binding. The record is from RefSeq and is a predicted model, not a curated record.